Messenger RNA from Cajanus cajan (pigeon pea), 943 nucleotides. The record is from RefSeq and is a predicted model, not a curated record. NCBI's taxonomy places the organism in Eukaryota, Viridiplantae, Streptophyta, Magnoliopsida, Fabales, Fabaceae.
GACUAGAGGUUAUACACAUAUGCUGGAUGUGUGGGAUAUGUCAGAUGAUGAAUUCAUAGUUUUUGAGGUAGAUGCUUUGGGAAAUCCUAUUGGGUCAGAAGGAAAAACUCUUUUAAGUGCAAUUGGUAGCUUGAGUAAGUUCCAAUUUGUUCCUGAACUAUCUGAGCAAACCAAGAGAAUACUAAAGGAUAACAUGAGUAAUAAGUGGAGGCAAUUCAAGCAUGAUUUGAAAUCAAAGGCAUAUGAUGCAAGUAAGACUGAGGAAGAAAUGGUUGCCAACAUCCUAGACAAAAGGGUUGAUCCUUCUCAGUAUCGUGAUUUAGUACAUCAUUGGUGUUCUAAGAAAGGACAAGACAUAAGUAACAUGAAUAAAAGAAGUUGCUCAAAAUAUGAGGAUCUACAUUAUAUGGGUACCAAAAACAUCCCAAGGUUAAUUCAUGAGAAAAAAAAGGAAAAUGGAGUGCAACCCUCACGAGAUGAAUUAAAGAAGCAUAUGGUGGAGGUAGAAAGCUUAGGAGGAUCUCAAACUGCUCUUGAUUAUACAAAUUGGAAAAAUGACAUCUAUUCAAAAGUGAAAGGGCUUGAAAAAAGAGGACAUGUACGUUGUCUUGGCAAACUUCCACUUGCUAAAAGUUCAAAUACUGUAGCUCAAAGUUCUACUGCAGAACUUAGAAUUCAAAAAUUAGAGAAGGUACUUGGAAAUCUUGUUUCUUUUCUUCAAGCACGAUUUUCAAGAGUUCAAGAGAUUAAUGAUAUUAUAGAAGUUGUAGAUCAAGAGAUACCCGAUGUUGCAAGUAACAGAAACGAUUAUAAUAAUAGCAUUUAGUGAACUACAAGUGGUGGGUGUUAGGUGAUAUCGAUAAUGGUAAAAAAUUUGAGUUGAGAAACAUAAUCAUAUAAUUAUUUUUUGUAAUUUUAAGUGCAUUUUUAUUAUUUAUGACUG